ACGGCGGAAGGACUUCUCCGGCGCUCCCAGGACAGAUAGGGGCUUCCGGCAGAGCGGCGUCUGGCAGGAGCGAAUAUUGAAUAAUACAGUAAGAAAAAAAUGGAUGAAGAGCCUGAAAGAACUAAGCGAUGGGAAGGAGGCUAUGAAAGAACAUGGGAGAUUCUUAAAGAAGAUGAAUCAGGAUCUCUUAAAGCUACAAUAGAAGAUAUUCUCUUCAAAGCAAAGAGAAAAAGGGUAAUUGAGCACCAUGGACAAGUUCGACUUGGAAUGAUGCGCCAUCUUUACGUGGUAGUAGAUGGAUCAAGAACAAUGGAAGACCAAGAUUUAAAGCCAAAUAGGCUGACAUGUACUUUAAAGUUGUUGGAAUACUUUGUAGAGGAAUAUUUUGAUCAAAACCCUAUCAGUCAGAUUGGAAUAAUUGUAACAAAAAGUAAAAGAGCUGAAAAACUGACUGAACUCUCAGGAAACCCAAGAAAACACAUAACGUCUUUGAAGAAGGCUGUAGAUAUGACUUGCAAUGGAGAACCAUCUCUUUAUAACUCCUUAAGCAUGGCUAUGCAGACUCUAAAACACAUGCCUGGACAUACUAGUAGAGAAGUCCUCGUCAUCUUUAGCAGCCUCACAACUUGUGACCCAUCGAAUAUCUAUGACCUAAUCAAGACCCUAAAGGCGGCUAAAAUUAGAGUGUCUGUUAUUGGAUUGUCUGCAGAGGUUCGGGUUUGCACUGUGCUCGCUCGUGAAACUGGAGGCACAUACCAUGUUAUUUUAGAUGAAAGCCAUUACAAAGAAUUGCUGACACAUCAUGUUAGUCCUCCUCCUGCUAGCUCAAGUUCUGAAUGCUCACUUAUUCGUAUGGGAUUUCCUCAGCAUACUAUUGCUUCUCUGUCUGAUCAAGAUGCAAAACCCUCUUUCAGCAUGGCGCAUCUGGAUAGCAACACUGAGCCAGGACUUACAUUAGGAGGCUAUUUCUGCCCACAGUGUCGGGCAAAGUACUGUGAGCUUCCUGUUGAAUGUAAAAUCUGUGGUCUUACCUUGGUGUCUGCACCCCAUUUGGCACGGUCUUACCACCACUUAUUUCCUUUGGAUGCCUUUCAAGAAAUUCCCCUAGAAGAACAUAAUGGAGAAAGGUUUUGUUAUGGCUGUCAGGGGGAAUUGAAAGACCAACAUGUCUAUAUUUGCAGUGUGUGCCAGCAUGUUUUCUGUGUGGACUGUGACGUUUUUGUUCAUGACUCUCUCCAUUGUUGUCCUGGCUGUAUUCAUAAGAUUCCAGCUCCUUCAGGUAUUCAGAAUGGAGUCUUUGGAGGAAGAGAGAUCUUUUAGGGAUCUCUGUAAUCAGUGAUUCUAACGUGGUGUCUGGACCAGAACAAUCAGCAGUUUCACCCUGGAACUCGUUAGAAAUGUAAAUUCUUGGGCCCCAUCACAGACCUAUUGAAUCGAAACUGUGGGGGUAAGCCUAGAAAUGUGCUUUAACAAGUCCUCCAGGAGACUGUGAUAAAUGCUAAAGUAUGAGAACCACUGCCUCUAAUCAUAUUACGGAGGUACAUAGGUGACUUAAAAACAGGUCCUGGUUUUUAAUAAUGGACUUGAACUCAGGUAGCUUUACAGAAAACAAAUUCCAAACAUGGAAUUGCUUUUUCAUUUCUUUACAUUCUCUUUAAACAUUAACGUAUUUGUAUAGUUAGAAUUCUUUAAAAAAUAAAUUUGAGUUAUAAUUAACAUACAAUAAAAUGCUCCCAUUUUAAGUAGGCAGUUCGAUGCCUUCUGACAAAUGCGCACAUGCAGUGACAGCCAGUCAGGAGAGAACACUUUCGUCUUGCCCAGCAGACCCCGUCAUAGUCAGUACCACCUGAGCUAGCACCAGAUACCACCCAUCUGCUUUCUAUCACUGUAGAUUAGUUUUGUCUGUUAAAGUUUCUUAAAAAUUGAAUCACACAUUAUCUAUGGCUUCUCUUGCUUAGCAUGAUUUUAAGAUUCAUCUGUGUCGUGUAUGUAGUUUGUUCUUUUUUACUACUUACUAGCAUUCCAUUGCAUGGAUAAACUUUUUAUCCUUUGUAUAUUCCCAAUGGGAAUUUCUCAACUGCAAUUUGUUUUGAAUAUUAGUUCCUCAAAUGUGUUCUCACAGCUUCCCAUUAAAGGACAAAGCUAGCACUGAAGUGGUUUCUGGGUUUUUUGGUUAUUAUGAAUAAAGCA
Phacochoerus africanus (Common warthog) is the source of this 2190-nucleotide messenger RNA. Its product is annotated as general transcription factor IIH subunit 2. The coding region runs from base 100 to 1320 and encodes 406 amino acids. Gene Ontology annotation, molecular function: zinc ion binding. The record is from RefSeq and is a predicted model, not a curated record. The transcript has 17 exons. NCBI's taxonomy places the organism in Eukaryota, Metazoa, Chordata, Mammalia, Artiodactyla, Suidae. Gene Ontology annotation, biological process: nucleotide-excision repair; DNA-templated transcription; regulation of transcription by RNA polymerase II. Gene Ontology annotation, cellular component: transcription factor TFIIH holo complex; transcription factor TFIIH core complex.